Molecule: messenger RNA, 294 nt
Organism: Penicilliopsis zonata CBS 506.65
Lineage: Eukaryota; Fungi; Ascomycota; Eurotiomycetes; Eurotiales; Aspergillaceae
Exons: 2
Coding region: 1-294 (97 amino acids)
Source: RefSeq, a predicted model, not a curated record
AUGGUCUAUACAAUUGUCGUUCACCUGCGGGCCAAGCCCGACGAGGAGUCCAUCUCGAAGCUGCACGCGAAGCUGCUCGAGGCCUCGGCCGUGUACUCCAAGGAUAAGGAGACGCUGUCCUGGUUUGUGAUGCAGUCUGUCCACGACAAGCAGGACUUUACGAUCGUCGAGCGCUACCUGAACGCGGACUCGCAGAAGUACCACCUGGGGAACCCCUACUGGAAGACCUUUGAUCCCUAUGUCAUCCCUUUGUUGGAACGCGAGAUGGAUUUGCGGAGAUUUGAGGAGCUCUAG